Plectropomus leopardus (leopard coralgrouper) is the source of this 1540-nucleotide messenger RNA. It is a transcript of the gene serpinf1, whose product is annotated as serpin peptidase inhibitor, clade F (alpha-2 antiplasmin, pigment epithelium derived factor), member 1. The record is from RefSeq and is a predicted model, not a curated record. Gene Ontology annotation, molecular function: serine-type endopeptidase inhibitor activity. Lineage: Eukaryota; Metazoa; Chordata; Actinopteri; Perciformes; Serranidae. Gene Ontology annotation, biological process: negative regulation of angiogenesis; negative regulation of endopeptidase activity.
CUGAGAGACAGAGACAGAGGAAGAGACGUGGACCGUCCGCAGAGCAGAGGAGAAGAGGAUGAAGCGAACAGCCUUCCUGCUGGUGUUUGGAGUCGUCCUGAGCUGCUGUCAGGCUCAGUCGGAGACCGGAGCUGAGGAGACGGGCGGAGAGGAAGAACAUGUGGAGCUCUUCACGACACCGACCACUAAGAUGGGCGCCGCCACCUCCGACUUUGGCUACAACCUGUUUCGCGCUCUGGCGAGCCGCGAGGCAGCGACCAACGUCUUCCUGGCCCCGAUCAGCGUGUCCGCGGUGCUGACGCAACUCUCUAUGGGAGCGUCUGAGCGUGCGGAGAGGCAGCUUUUCAGGGCUCUGAGGUACCACACCCUGCAGGACCCUCAGCUCCACAACACCCUCAGAGACCUGCUGGUUUCAGUCCGGGCGCCUGGGAAAGGCCUGAGCACCGCCGCACGGAUCUACCUGGCACGAAGACUUCGUCUGAAGCAGGACUUCUUCGGACUCGUGGAGCAGCAGUAUGGAGUCCGUCCCAAAGCCCUGCUGGGGGGAAACAGUAUGAAAGACAUCAACGACUGGGUGUCUCAGGAGACGGGUGGUAAGGUACAGCGCCUCCUGACCACGCCCCUCCCCCGAAACCCUGGUGUGAACACAGUGAGCGCCGCCUACUUCAAAGGGAAGUGGGUGACUCGGUUCGGCCAGAGUGGAAACAUGGAGAGCUUCCAGGUGGACGGCGGGUCGCCUGUCCGUGUUCCCAUGAUGCAGCAGGAUAACUACCCCAUUAAGAUGGGCGUGGACUCCGAUCUGAGCUGCACGAUCGCUCAGAUCCAGAUGCAGGACGACGUCAGCAUGUUCGUCUUCCUGCCCGAUGAGGUGACGUCCAACAUGACGCUGCUGGAGGAGAGUCUGACCGCCGAGUUCGUCCAGGACCUCUCCAUGACGCUGCAUCCUGCGCAGGUGUCGCUCACGUUGCCCACCCUGAGACUCAGCUACUCCACAGACCUGCUGCCGCUGCUCGGCGACAUCGGUCUCUCUGAGUGGCUGGCCGACACGGACCUGGAGAAGAUCUCGACCCAGCAGGCAGUGCUCGCCAGCGUCAACCACAAGGUCGUCAUGGAGACGGCGCCCGAGGGGAACCAGUACCCCGACACCGCCGCAACGGCUCACCUGACCUACCGAGUGGACCGACCCUUCAUCUACCUGAUCCGGGAUGAAACUUCAGGGGCGCUGCUCUUCAUCGGCAGGGUGGUCAACCCCAAAGAUCUGACAAUAUAACACACACACACACACACACACACACACACACACACACACUCUUAGCAGGUCCUAGGAGGGUUUCAGGUGUUUGCUUUGCGUUUCUGGUGGCAGAUAUUUGAUUUUUAUCAGAUUUUUUUAUUCUUUUCAUGCUGAAACGUGCAAUCACAUUCAUCUAACGGGAUACUCAAACACACUGACGAUACUCUGAGCUCACCAAAGGAUUGUUUUUUUGUUUUUUAAGAGAUCAAAUAUUGUCAUUUGUGGUAAAAAGAAAUAAACGACAAUGAA